This is a messenger RNA of Sinocyclocheilus rhinocerous, 1598 nucleotides long. Its product is annotated as caM kinase-like vesicle-associated protein. Gene Ontology annotation, molecular function: ATP binding; protein kinase activity. The coding region runs from base 156 to 1340 and encodes 394 amino acids. The record is from RefSeq and is a predicted model, not a curated record. NCBI's taxonomy places the organism in Eukaryota, Metazoa, Chordata, Actinopteri, Cypriniformes, Cyprinidae. Gene Ontology annotation, biological process: protein phosphorylation. The transcript has 11 exons.
UGGCAGCAGAACGCGCGAAACGAGCGUGGCACGCGGAAUAUUGGCCAAAAUUACCGCGAACUCAAACAUCAGGAGACGCUCAAAGGGAAGCGAACGAGAACGGUCGACAACGCCUAUUUCUCUGACACGCUCAAAUUAUCCGGGCAGGAGCAGCCAUGCCUUUUGGCUGUUUGACUCUGGGAGAGAAGAAGGACUACAACAGUCCUUCAGAGGUCACUGAUAAGUAUGACCUGGGACAGGUAGUGAAAUCGGAGGAGUUUUGUGAAAUCUUCAGGGCAAAGGAUAAGAACACACUGAAAAUGUACACCUGUAAAAAGUUCCUGAAGAAAGAUGGAAGAAAAGUACGGAAAGCAGCCAAAAAUGAGAUACUCAUCCUGAAAAUGGUGAAGCAUCAUAACAUCCUCCAGCUGGUAGAUGUCUUUGAAACUAGAAAAGAGUACUUCCUCUUUCUGGAGCUAGCCACAGGAAGGGAGGUGUUCGACUGGAUCUUAGACCAGGGCUACUACUCAGAACGGGACACCAGCAAUGUGAUCCGGCAGGUGCUUGAGGCUGUGGCUUACCUGCAUUCUCUCCACAUUGUUCACAGAAACCUAAAGCUGGAAAAUCUGGUCUACUACAACCGUCUGAAGAACUCCAAAAUUGUAAUCAGCGAUUUUCACCUGGCCAAACUGGAAAAUGGUCUUAUCAAAGAGCCAUGUGGCACACCAGAGUACCUUGCUCCAGAGGUGGUUGGCAGACAGAGAUAUGGCAGACCGGUGGACUGCUGGGCCAUCGGGGUGAUCAUGUACAUCCUACUGUCAGGAAACCCACCUUUUUAUGACGAGACAGAAGAUGACGAUUAUGACAAUCAUGAUAAGAACCUGUUCCGGAAAAUUCUGUCUGGAGACUUUGAGUUUGACUCACCCUAUUGGGAUGACAUCUCAGAUUCAGCAAAAAGCCUAGUCACAUGUUUAAUGGAGGUAGACCAGGACCAAAGACUGACCGCACAGGAAGCUAUCAAUCAUGAGUGGAUAUCUGGAAAUGCCGCCUCAGACAAGAACAUCAAAGAUGGUGUUUGUGCUCAGAUCGAGAAAAACUUUGCUAAAGCCAAAUGGAAGAAAGCUGUUCGAGUUACCACCAUGAUGAAGAGACUCAGGGCUCCAGAUCAGAGUGACUCUGGAGCCUCUAGUCCUGCAAUGGGAGCCUCAGGCAGUACCCCUGUUCCCCUGGCUGCCACACCAGUGCCCGCCUGCACCACCCUGGUUGGCCAGGAUCACCCCGAGGCCCAGACAGAAGAGUCUUCGGCUCCAAUGCGGUGUAAUGGAGAGAUGUUGACAUCCCAGCAGCGUAGUGGAGACUAGGGAGAAUUAGAAUGGCUGAUUACAUUCAGACAAAUAUAGUGGCAAACAGAGCAGCACCUACACACUACAUAUAAAUUCAGUUCAGUUGUUCAAUUAAAGUUCAAUUGUGCUUAAAAGCUUGAUCACCAUUUUACAUUUUCAUUUGUGCAAAAUGCUGUAAUCUAGGAAGACUUUAAAAUUUUAAUCCCAGUCCCAUAGUAGUCUAUCUGUAUUUUCUUAAAUAGCUUUAUCAAAGAAAUAUUGUUUGUUACUUCUGAA